Molecule: messenger RNA, 759 nt
Organism: Emiliania huxleyi CCMP1516
Lineage: Eukaryota; Haptophyta; Isochrysidales; Noelaerhabdaceae
Product: putative laccase
Exons: 3
Coding region: 1-759 (252 amino acids)
Molecular function (GO): oxidoreductase activity; copper ion binding
Source: RefSeq, a predicted model, not a curated record
AUGUGCCUAUUCUUUAUCCAAGAUCGGCGUCACGCUCGGAGCAGCCACAGCAACACGCUGGUCAAGGGUAGCAAAAACAAGCACAUCUUCGACGGCAUGUUUUCUGUGGACGCGAAACCGCCCGUCGGACAGCCAAUCGAGCUCGACCUGCAUGGACUCUACUUCCACGCCUUCCACCUGCACGUGAACCCGUUCCAGCUACAGGGCGACCCCGUCCUGGCGGACGCCACCGCAGCGCUCCCCACCGGCAACUCGGGCGGGGCGUUCCACGCGAAUUUCGAGGAGAAGAAGACGGGCGCGUUCGCCGACUACUUCCGCGCGGGCGACUGGCACGACACGCUCAUGCUGCCCACGCGCAACUCUCUGACGGUCCGCUCGCAGACGGACAAGUUCACGGGGAGCCAGAUCUUCCACUGUCACAUCCUCGACCACGAGGACCUGGGCAUGAUGGGGCAGUUCCUCAUCCAGGAAGGGCCUGACGCCGAGUGGGCAGGGGCGAGGAGGAUCGACCCCCGCUGCUACAACGCAAGCAGCGUGGAGCGCGGCGGCGCGAGGCCGUUUGCCCGCAUCGUCGACCCAGGCUCGUCAACGUGCCAGAAUUACGGCAUCGGGCGGCGCGACAUUCCGGAUGCCACGAAGCGCGAUGUGGAGAUCGCAAAGGUGGAGAUCGACGUUGAGGUGGAGAUCACGACGGGCGAGGCGAUCCGGCCGGUUGCGCCGCAAGCGCCCUCGGGCAUGGCGGAGCGGGAAGUGGUUUAG